Vanderwaltozyma polyspora DSM 70294 is the source of this 456-nucleotide messenger RNA. It is a transcript of the gene CDD1, whose product is annotated as cytidine deaminase. NCBI's taxonomy places the organism in Eukaryota, Fungi, Ascomycota, Saccharomycetes, Saccharomycetales, Saccharomycetaceae. Bases 1 to 456 code for a protein of 151 amino acids. Gene Ontology annotation, cellular component: cytosol. The record is from RefSeq and is a predicted model, not a curated record. Gene Ontology annotation, molecular function: cytidine deaminase activity; zinc ion binding. The transcript has a single exon.
AUGAGUGGUCAAAUAUUGGACAAGAAUACCAUUGAUAUACUUUCUCGUGAGUGUAUAAGAGCUCGAGAAUCGUCAUAUAGUCCAUAUUCUAAGUUCCGUGUCGGCUGUAGUAUAUUGUUGACCAAUGGUAAAAUUAUUCGUGGUUGUAAUGUAGAGGUAGCAAGCUUUGCCGGGACGAUAUGUGCAGAAAGGACAGCAAUUGUUAAACUAAUUAGUGAUGAUGAAGAUAAUAAUGGCAAUUCAACUAAGUUACAACAAGUGGAAUGUAUAGGGAUUAUAGGUGAUACAAAAGAAGGCGUCAUUACACCAUGUGGUAUAUGUAGACAAGUAUUGAGAGAAUUUUUACCUUCAAAGACUAAAAUAGUUAUGUUCAAUAAUGACGGUACUCAAAAUGAAAUAUUGACAUUAGAAGACUUAUUGCCGUAUAGCUUUGGAUCUGAUAGUUUGGGAACUUAA